UCAUAUAAAGACACCGAAAGCUCGUAUUUCCAAUACUAAAACUGACAAGGGUUUUACAAAAUCUAGGGUUUUAGUUUUAAUCAGAGAAGCCAUAUGGCGGAGGAAGCAGCGAUAGAAGUCAACGAGACUAACGAGGCCAUCGAAGACAUGGAUCUCGAAGCAGGCGGAGACGAAAACGCCGAGUCCAAGGCGAAGCGUUCGAGGGAGGAGGAAGAGGAGGGGGACGGGAACGGUGAUGUUUUGAAGAAGCAGAAGCUUGAUGAGAACGAGAAGUCGAUGGAGGAGGAGCGGUUGGAGAAAAAGCUAGGAGGCACGGAGGAGAAUAAUGGCUCGGGUCUGGUCACUUUGGGUCCGAAGGUGUUCCGGUCUUCGGUUGAGAUGUUCGAUUACUUUUACAAGAUUCUUCACUUUUGGCCUCCCAAUUUGAAUGUCAACAAGUAUGAGUACAUGGUGUUGCUUGAGUUGCUGAAACAAGGUCAUGCAGAAGCUGAUAGAAAGAUUGGAGGAGGUGUGCAAGCUAUACAAGUCCGGUACCACCCAACUUGGAAAAGCAGGUGCUUUUACGUCAUUAGAGAGGAUGAAUCUGUCGAAGAUUUCAGCUUCAGGAAGUGUGUGGAUCAUAUACUCCCCUUACCUGAAGACAUGAAAAUUAAAGCUGAUGCCAACAAGGCAUUGGGUGGUGGCGGUGGCAAGGGUCGCGGAGGAAAAGGUGGCCAUGGAAGAGGUGGGCAUGGCCGUGGGAGAGGUGUUAAGUCUUAAAUUUAUAUUGGGAUGGAGUUGGUCCCCGAUUGAAAGUGGUUUGUAGACUCAUAUUCUGUGUAUCCAGCUAAACUGCUGUAUUAUCCAAUUUUUUGGUAUUAAAACUUAUCCUUAAUUAUUGUGGCCAAA
Messenger RNA from Mangifera indica (mango), 888 nucleotides. RefSeq names its product protein EMBRYO DEFECTIVE 514-like. The record is from RefSeq and is a predicted model, not a curated record. The coding region runs from base 94 to 759 and encodes 221 amino acids. The transcript has 2 exons. Gene Ontology annotation, biological process: chloroplast rRNA processing; chloroplast organization. Lineage: Eukaryota; Viridiplantae; Streptophyta; Magnoliopsida; Sapindales; Anacardiaceae. Gene Ontology annotation, cellular component: chloroplast.